CACACACACACACACACUUACUUGUAUCCCUUCCCUUCCCUCCAAACACUUCACAAAGUCCUCUCUCUCUCUCUCUCUCUCUCUCCCCCCAACUUUGGUUCAGUAUUGACAGACGUGUUGGCUGAAGGUUGUUGAAGACAUAGAGUAGUUAUAUGGAGGGGCGAAACGUUGUAGUUAGUAGUGGGAAUGGAGUAGUGAUGAAACUCCCCGUCGGCUUUCGAUUCCGUCCCACCGAUGAAGAACUGGUUGUUCACUAUUUGAAGCGGAAGGUCUACUCUGCCCCAUUGCCGGCCACUGUCAUUCCCGAAUUUGAUCAUGCUUAUCAAAUCAAUCCCUGGGACUUGCCAGGUGAUUCAAAGGAGAAGAGGUAUUUCUUCAGUAAAAGGAGGAGUGAUGAAGAUGUGAUGAAGUACAAAUGCAGCAGAAUGAGUAGUAGUAGUUGUGGUUAUUGGAAGGCUAUUGGGAAAGAAAAGCAUAUUUUAUCUUCCCGAAUUGGAAUUGGAAAUGGAAUCAACAAAGAGCAAUCAGUGGCGCAAUUAGUAGUUGUUGGUUUGAGGAAAACGCUGCAUUUCUACCAUACAGUAGCAGUUGGGAAUCAACCAAUUCCAACCACUUGGGUCAUGCAUCAGUUUCGCCUUGUGCCCUCUCCCUCUCAGACCACCCCUAAUCAAUCAUCAAAGAGUGGAGUUAGAAUGAAAAAGGAAGAUUGGGUUGUGUGUUGCAUAUAUCAGAAGAAAAGGAAAUCCAACAAAAAUCGUGGCCUCAAAACUCUCCUCUCUAACACCAACAAAGUUAAGGUUAAAAAGAUGAGAGGUUUCAGCAAGGAAGACAGCAGUGGUAGUAUUGAUGAUCAUGAUGAUGAGUGCUUGGGCCCUCCUCCUCAACCCUCGUUAUCCACAUGUUCAAGUGGGAUCUCUUGCAACGGAUCUUAUCAUAAGGACCAGGAGGAGGAAGCAACCACUUCUUACCUUUGUUUUCACCAUUGAAACCUAGCUAGCUACCCCUCUUUCACUACUCUACUUCUCUAAGAUGAGAUUACUUUUAGUUGACCAAUGAAUCAGUUUAGUGGUAUUUCUCCUUACCUUUCAAAUAGGAAGGUGAGUUUGGAGUCCAUGAUGGGUGCGUUAGUGUUUUUUUGCCAAUGAAAAAAUAAAUAAAAAUUGUUGUUAAUGUA
Molecule: messenger RNA, 1174 nt
Organism: Cornus florida
Lineage: Eukaryota; Viridiplantae; Streptophyta; Magnoliopsida; Cornales; Cornaceae
Product: NAC domain-containing protein 83-like
Exons: 3
Coding region: 153-986 (277 amino acids)
Biological process (GO): regulation of DNA-templated transcription
Molecular function (GO): DNA binding
Source: RefSeq, a predicted model, not a curated record